Eremothecium cymbalariae DBVPG#7215 is the source of this 1218-nucleotide messenger RNA. It is a transcript of the gene DDI1, whose product is annotated as Ddi1p. The transcript has a single exon. Lineage: Eukaryota; Fungi; Ascomycota; Saccharomycetes; Saccharomycetales; Saccharomycetaceae. Gene Ontology annotation, biological process: proteolysis. Gene Ontology annotation, molecular function: aspartic-type endopeptidase activity; protein binding. The coding region runs from base 1 to 1218 and encodes 405 amino acids. The record is from RefSeq and is a predicted model, not a curated record.
AUGCAUAUCACGGUUAGCAAUGAAGCAACUGGUGACCUUCUAGGGCCCUUUGAAUUGAGUGAUGAUAUGAAGUUAAUGGAUUUUAUGGCUCUGAUCGACUUUCAGGAACAUAAUCACAUAUUAUGGCAUAACAUGAAACAACUGGGCGUCAAUCAAAAACAGAAGACAUUAAAGGAAUUGGGAUUAACAGAUAACGAUUUAGUACUUCUAAGAACAAGGGACCCCGCUGCACAAAGUAGUGGUGGUGAGUUUCAAGAAAACAGAAAUGUUUCUGACGAGGAAUAUAUAGAUAGUUUUCGGAGAUCUUUGCAAAACAAUGCUUCUCUUAGAGCUAAUAUCCCUAUUCCUGGAAUAGAUCUGCUAGUUGAGGAUGCUCAAUUGUUUAAACAACUUUUAGGACCAGCGUUGUUACAAAGACGUACUCAAGUCCAGGCACAGAAUCCUUUUGGUAUUUCCCAAGAAGAAUAUAGCAGGUUGAUGAGUAAUCCAGAUGAUCCAGAGAAUCAAAGUCGUAUUAGUGAGUUAAUUGCUCAACAAGAAAUUGAUGAACAGUUGAGAAGUGCUAUGGAAUACACUCCGGAGGUUUUUACGUCGGUUCACAUGUUAUAUAUAAAUUUAGAAAUCAAUGACCAUCCUGUAAAAGCAUUCGUCGAUUCGGGAGCGCAAUCAACUAUAAUGUCAACUGGGCUUGCGGAGAAAACCGGUUUAACUCGUCUUAUUGAUAAGAGAUUCCGAGGGGUGGCCAUGGGGGUAGGGAAACGUGAGAUUAUUGGUAAAAUCCACACUACUCAAAUUAAAAUUGAAUCUCAAUUUAUUCCUUGUAGCUUUACCGUAUUGGACACCAAUGUAGAUAUGUUACUUGGUUUGGACAUGCUGAAAAGAUACCAGGCCUGUAUUGAUCUAAAGAAUAAUGUCUUGAGGAUCGCUGAGGUCGAAGCACCAUUUUUAUCAGAGUCAGAAAUCCCAAAAGAAUUUGAAGCACAGGUAAAAAAGCAACUUGAUCCAACCAUUCCGAAACCAAUGUCAGCUCCUUCUGGAUACCCUCAAAUUGAGCAAGUACCUGAAAGUUCAGGAGUGGCAACUACAAAUUCACGAAAUUAUCCUGAAGCUGUCGUCAAAAGAUUAAUUGACUUAGGUUUUCAAAAGGAAGAAGUAAUUCGCGCAUUGGAUCAGGCGAAUGGUAAUGCUGAUUAUGCGGCAGCAAUCUUAUUUCAGUGA